Molecule: messenger RNA, 3630 nt
Organism: Hypanus sabinus (Atlantic stingray)
Lineage: Eukaryota; Metazoa; Chordata; Chondrichthyes; Myliobatiformes; Dasyatidae
Product: zinc finger protein 362-like
Exons: 9
Coding region: 430-1635 (401 amino acids)
Biological process (GO): regulation of transcription by RNA polymerase II; central nervous system development
Cellular component (GO): nucleus
Molecular function (GO): DNA-binding transcription factor activity, RNA polymerase II-specific; RNA polymerase II cis-regulatory region sequence-specific DNA binding
Source: RefSeq, a predicted model, not a curated record
CCAAUCUGCUGCGUUCCUCCAGCACUUUGUGUGUGUGCUUUGUGCAGAAUAAAGUGUACAGUCAGAGGGGUGCAGCUCAGGUAGACAAUAAGGUGCAAAAUGACAACAAAGUAGAUUAUGAGGUUAAGGGAACAGUUUAUCAUACUAGGGAACUGUUUAAUAGUCUUAUAACAACGGGGUGGAAGCUGCCUCUUGUUAAGCAGUAUGUAAAGGGGAGGGGACAGCACUGAUCCAACAUCACACAACAUGGAAGACUAGAAAGAGAGAUGCAUUGUACAGCCCACUUGCAAAAGCUCCAGGGUGACCAAAACUGCAGACAAUACUCCAAAUACAGCCUCAUCAGCAUCUCUAACUUGAUGUCCAUCAUCCCUUCCUGCUGGUUUGGAGGCCCACUGCAUUAACCAUUCAACACUAGGCCUUCAAGUUGCCAUGGCAGAGCCGCGAUUCAACAACCCGUACUUUUGGCCACCGCCACCCACCAUGACGAGCCAGCUCGAUAACCUGAUGCUGAUAAACAAGAUCAAGGAGCAGCUGAUGGCGGAGAAGAUUCGACCGCCACACGUGCCCCCUUCGUCCGUGCAGUCCCAGCAGCCCUUGCUGCUGUCGUCGACCUCGCAGAGCGGCCAGUCGCCCUUGUCCAUCCUCAAGCCGCAGCAGCUGUCCGAGGUCCACGCCCAGACCCCGCAGCCGGACGUGGCGCUCCACGCGCGGCCCGCCACUAGUUCUGUAACAGGUACUCCGAACUGGCUCAGCUUGUCUUCGCCCACUGUUACCUGCGACUCCAUCAGCGUGUCAACCCCUACCCUGGUGAGCCAGGGACGCACCGAGGUCUCCUCCCCGAGCCUGAUCUCUGGCCUGAUUACCCACCACGGGAUGGACCCCGCACACUCCAGCAAGAAUGGCCUGGCCAACGCCCUGAAGACCGAGCGAGGGAGGAAGAAGAUAAAAGGGGAAAACUGCAUCGGGCCGCCUGUCCUCGUGGUGCCCUAUCCCAUUCUGGCUUCAGGCAACGAGCCUUCUAAGGAUGGGAAAACGUACAGGUUGGAAAAUAAGCGGUGUAAAAUCUGCCCUUUGACCUUCUUCUCCAAGUCCGAAAUGCAGAUCCAUUCGAAGUCCCACACGGAAGCGAAACCUCACAAGUGUCCACACUGCUCCAAGUCAUUUGCCAAUGCCUCCUACCUGGCCCAGCACCUACGCAUCCACUUAGGGGUAAAGCCUUAUCACUGCUCCUACUGUGAGAAAUCCUUCCGCCAGCUCUCUCACUUGCAGCAGCACACGAGGAUCCACACUGGCGACCGGCCGUACAAGUGUGCCCACCCUGGCUGCGAGAAGGCGUUCACCCAGUUAUCAAACCUGCAGUCUCACCAGCGACAGCACAACAAAGAUAAGCCGUACAAGUGUCCAAACUGCUACAGAGCGUACUCAGACUCUGCCUCACUGCAGAUCCACCUCUCCACGCACACCGUCAAACACACUAAAGCCUAUUGCUGCAGCAUGUGUGGACGAGCCUACACCUCAGAAACUUACCUCAUUAAGCAUAUGGCAAAGCAUACGGCAGUGGAGCACGCAAUCGACACUCACUCCCCCCAGAGAACGGAAUCGCCAAGUUGUCCUGUUCGGAUUUCUCUAAUUUAAUCAGUCCCUGCGUCGGAACUGUAGGAAGUGGACGCUGUGGGGCCAAAGUCAUGUGCAUAAUCACAAAAGGAUGAGGAGCUUUUUGUUCUUGUUUGUGCUCUUUGUUGGUAUUUAUUCAGUCUCAGAGACCCAGUCACACCAGUAAAUUUAGCACCAAGUGCAUACAGGUGCGGAGGCUGCCAAAGACUACAACAAUGCACUUUGAGCCCAAAUGUACACUGUUGCCGAGGAGGUGAGUGCCAAUAUUCCUCGGAUAGAUGACUUCCGUUGCUGGGGAGUGGCACUGGAAGCAAUGACGUACCCUACAGACUGGUUAUUUCUUCAAUGUGGGCGUGGAUUCCUACUAUUUGUGAUUUAAUAAGCUGUGUCUGACAACACACUUUUAUUAGCAUUUAAGUUGUCUUGCUGUCACACAGGAAGACUAAGGAGAAGAAAAAAAAUUAAGAGAAUCGAAUAGAUAUAGAAUUACUAAACAGUAUCUCAUUUUGUUGUUCUGUGAUAGUGUGGCAAAUCUAGUUUUCAGUUAUCAGUUAUUAGCUAAUAUGAAUUAUUAUACUAAAUGUAUGGUCAAUUUUCAUGUGUUUAAUUAAUGUCUUAGCCCUACCUUUUAAGUGGCUCUAUAUACCAGACUUGUCACAAUCCCUGUUUAAUAUACACCCUAACUAGUACAAUUCAAAGUAGCCAUGUUCACUGACACUGAAUGGUACAUGACAUGGAUUGCUUAAAUGACAGCUGAACCAUCCCUGCUCACUUGAAAGAGGUGACCAUGAGCAGCAGGAAGAAAACUUCCGCAUGACUUUGGUUGUAGCUUUAAAGUGCCCCACAUCAAACAAAGUCUGCAAAGAUACCAGGCUUACUCCAAUCAGUGAUGUUACUCUACCCCUAAGGAUGUAAGAGCAAAAUGCUGGAACUAAAUUUGAGGCAGGAUGAAGUUAAACUGGCUUUGAUUUGAGCCAGCAGUGUUCGGUAGAUGUUAUUAUUCGGGGAUCAAAUCUGGCUUUACUUGACGGCCUGCCAUGUUUGCCAUGAUUUAUGUGUUAUGCCGUGACUUUACCGUUGGUGUGUUCAGUUGGCAAGUUUUCUCUGCUGGAGUUAAGUCGGUUCCACACCUGUGCCUGGUGCGUGUCAAAGGGGCGACUUGCGUGGGACGUGGAAGGGUCACGGUUUUGCCAGGGGUUGCAACAGAGCCAAGGUUGUUGGGCAGAUUGAAAGGGACACUUUAUCAGCAAUUGACUCAACUCUCCUGGGAAUGAUAGGGGAGAAUAGGGAAAAUGAAACGAAGUACAGGUGGCGAUAGACUGCAGCAGAGAGAACGUCAGCAACUCGGUAAUGAAUGGCAUGAUAUAGUGAAAGACUUUGUCUACUGGAUACAUUUAAGUCACUCAUUUUCCAUUUCUGCUGCUCCUGGUAUGUUAUGUCUUGUUCUUUAUUUUUUAAUCACAAUUCAUGUGUCACAUACACUUUUCAUACUGUUGUUUCAAAGAGAUUUAUACGAUAGAGUCAAUGAUAGUAAUCUUUUCUUUAAUUUUUUAUAUAUUAUAUAUAUUAUAUAUAUAAAUAUGUAUAAUUCAGUUUUACCUGAGGGAGAGGCCCUCUCAACCCGAAAAGUUAGCAUAGAUUUGGCCUGCACUGUCGCUAAUCUGAUGUUCUUGUGGAACAGUAUAUAUGUUAAAACAUUUACAAAGAAAUGUCUGUGGAGGAGUGUUUGUAACAGGAAUUGUUAAGGUCAUGGGUCAGUUAAGGAUCCCCACAUGGAUGGAUCUGAGGGAUCUGGGCUUGAAAGUUGUCUCUGCUGGGUGGAUGUGGAUGUGCCUCCCCGUGACGGCAACUUCUCGCAGUUGCAAAUGGAUUCCCUUAACCCACAGUUCCAUCUGGCUUGUGCGGUCAUGUUCAGCAGGGUGCAGAAAGCUAUCACGGUGACCUCUGACCUGCAGCCAAAUUACGUACCCUCACGUUGUGUUACCAAUAUGGUCACUUCACCAGGAAGAUUUCUAU